Phaedon cochleariae (mustard beetle) is the source of this 882-nucleotide messenger RNA. Lineage: Eukaryota; Metazoa; Arthropoda; Insecta; Coleoptera; Chrysomelidae. The record is from the annotation of a GenBank genome assembly.
AUGGGAGCAAACGGUCAAGCAUCAAAUAAUGACCUUUUGCAAAUUUUGAGAGAAUUACGUGACGAUGUGAAGGACAUUAAAUGCAAUUUAGCAGAACAAAAACAACAUAUUGCCGAAUUAGAUAAUAAGGUAUUGGUUCUGCAAUCUGAAAAUGAAAAUUUGAAAAGACAAUUGGAAUUUACCCAACAAAAACUGAAAAAAAAUAACGAUAUCAUUUUCGGAAUACCUGAAAGUAUAAACCAGAAUCUUCAAGAUGAGUUUGUGCAUCUGAUACAAACCAAUCUUGGUAUACCAAUAACAACAAACGAUUUGAAUGAUAUAUACCGAAUAGGACAAGCAAAAACAGGGCAAUCUAGACCAGUCAUAGUAGAAUUCGUUCGAAAUUUCACAAAGCAGAUCAUUAUUAAAAACAGCUUCAAAUUGAAACAGGUCAAAAUUAUCAUCACCAAUGAUUUAACUCCCAAAGAAAGGGAAGAACAAAAAAAGUUAUAUAAGCAUCUUCAGGAAGCCAAAGCUAAAAACUACAACGCAAAAAUAUCAUACAAUAAACUCAUCGUGAAUGGUGAAAGAUAUACACUGAAGCAAUUAGAGGAAACUGCAAAAAUCGAAGAAUUAACUGAUGGGGUUAGAUCUCCUCAGAGUGAUAUUCCAACUCGAAAAAAUAACAGCGCACCUCCUACCCCAACAACAAGUGUAGAUAUCGUCAGCGAAGAAUCUUCGGAAUUUCCGCACGUGAAAGAAGCGACACAAAAACUGGAAAAAUUGGAAUCCAACGAAAGAAAAACCUUCGUGAAUGAAGCAAGAAAUAGAAAACCAUCACAAGGUUCUAUAUCAACAAGAUCUACAGUAAAAUUACAAACUCCUCCAGUCCGGAAACAAUAA